AUGAGCAGUAUCCAGAGCCUGCCACAAAGUCCGAUGCUUGAUUUAGUAGUAAGUUACGAUGUUGACGGAAAUGAGUAUGUCGUAUCGAUGGGUUUUAAUCUAGGGCAUAACUUGGGGAAUUUCUGA
Molecule: messenger RNA, 126 nt
Organism: Podospora anserina S mat+
Lineage: Eukaryota; Fungi; Ascomycota; Sordariomycetes; Sordariales; Podosporaceae
Exons: 1
Coding region: 1-126 (41 amino acids)
Source: RefSeq, a predicted model, not a curated record